GACGAUAAAAGCAAUUGGAUAGAGAGUGAGAGCUAGACGUAGUUUGAAACCUUGCAGAGGAACGACCCAGGCGUGAGCGGAGAUUCACAAAUUAUAAAACGGAACACCGCAAUAUUCCACACCAAAAAAACUGAAAUAUUUCAUAUUAUCUUAAGUGCACAUUUUUUAAAAGCCUCUUCCAUGCCUGGAUCUAAUGCCGGCUCAAUUCAUCAGCUGGAGCUGCUAUUUUGAAACGCUUUAGAAGCUGUUUCUUAAAAAAAAACCCACCGCACUCCGCCUUCAGUGAAUUUCUAUCUGGUUGCUGGUGAUUUAUUUCAAACGGAACUAUCGUCUACUCCGUCCAGGAAUCAACCGCAGAGUUCAAGAAGCAGCUUGGAAAGUUUUUGGGGAGGGAUUUUCCUCACUGUGCAGAGCCGAUGUGUUGGUUUCCCUGAGCCAGAGAGAUUUUCUUCGUCAAAGGAGCUGAUUUUUUUUUAGAAAAUGAGAAGAUUGUGGCUUCUAUCGUUUUGUUUGUGGAUUGAGAGCUGGUGCCAGAGCCCGGAGCCCGGACUUCCAGAAGAUGUGCCCUUCCUGCAGAAUCCCGAGAGUAUCAUAUCCUUCCAGGGAAAGGAAGUAAAGUUGCGCUGCUCUAUUCAGGUGAUGGGCGAACUCCCUGAAAUAAAUUGGCAACGAGAUGGGGCUCUGUACCAAGCAGAUGUCAACCAGGUUCUGGUGCCAAUGAGUGAUGAUGAAUGGCUGGCCAUCAGUGAAUUAAGUAUUCCCUCAAUCCACCGCACGGAUGCUGGGAGUUAUCGGUGCAUCACUUCAGUGAAAGGCAGACAAAUCAUCUCUAAAGAAGCUCAGCUAGAAAUUGAAGGGUUGCCCCACUUUACUGAGCAGCCGCAGGAUGUCAACGUUCACCGGGACAAACCUUUUAACCUGAGCUGUGCUGCCGCAGGAUCACCAGAAUUGAAGGAGCUGAUGUGGUUACAGGAUGGUGUGCCGGUACCCCUUGGGGAGAAGACUUCAGCGAUCUCACCCUCAACCCUCUUGAUCCAAGGGUUAAAGAAGCCGGCAACAUUCAGAUGUGAAGCGCACAAUGCUAAGGGUGUGGCCACCUCCCGAACAGCCAACGUCAAACUUCUGCCAGACACUGCAAACAAUUUGACAGUGACUUUCAUAAGCUCUCGUGCUCUUGGAAUCUCAUGGACUCCUGGCUUCAGUGGCUUUGUUCCAUUUACCUCCUGCACGGUCCAGGCCAAGCAAUCUGAGGGUGACCUCAGUCAAGAGAUCUAUUUGAAGGAUAUCUCUGUUCCACCAUUUAAUCACAUGAUCAGAGCAUUGGCACCGUACUCGCGAUAUUGGAUCCGGUUGGCCUGCAGCACAGAGAUUGGCACCUCGCCAUGGAGCAGCUGGGUGGCAGCAGAAACAUUUGAAGGAGAGCCAGACACAGCCCCAAGCAACAUAACCUUCCAAUACAAUGGCAGUGCUCUGCUCUUCGAAUGGGAGAAACCAUCUACAGGCCUUAAUGGGGUCUUGCAAGGGUACAAAGUGGCAUAUCAGGACCAAGACCAUGCUGAGGUGAUUGUGGACAAUGGGCAGAGAGAGAACAUUAUCCUGGGGGUUGUUUUGCCUGUCACGAACCUGAGUGUUCGUUUGGCAGCCUACACGAAAGCUGGGGAUGGGCCAUGGAGUGACCCGGUCCUGGUGACCCUUCCUAGCCCAGGUAUUCCAAGGCAGAUGAGGCACCCAGUAGGGAAGGCGGGCAGGAGGACAUUCUCUUGGCACUGGUGGUAUGUGGUGAUGGCCGUCGCUGUAGCUGUGGCCUCUGCUAUUUGCCUCGCUGUGCUUGUUGCCCGACUGAGGAAGAAGGAUGUUCAAUAUGGUGAAGCCUUUGAACCCAUGAUCGAGAGAGGGGAGCUGGUGGUGCGUUACCGAGUGAAGAAAUCAUACAGCAGAAGGACCAAUGAGGCCACGUUGAACACGCUGGGAAUAAGUGAUGACCUCAAAGAGAAGCUGCAGGAUGUGAUGAUUGACCGACACAAGUUAACACUGGGCAAGACUCUGGGAGAAGGGGAGUUUGGCUCUGUGAUGGAAGGACAAUUGAACCAGGAUGAUUAUAUUCUCAAAGUGGCAGUCAAGACAAUGAAAAUUGCAAUUUGUACACGAACUGAAAUGGAGGACUUUCUUCGAGAAGCAGUCUGCAUGAAGGAAUUUGAUCAUCCCAACGUAAUGCGUUUACUUGGGGUCUGUUUACAGAAUCACGAGAAUGAAGGAUAUCCAUCACCAGUUGUCAUCCUCCCAUUCAUGAAACAUGGGGAUCUCCACAGCUUCCUCUUGUAUUCUCGUCUGGGAGAGAGCCCUGUGUACCUCCCGAUGCAGACACUGGUAAAAUUCAUGACUGACAUUGCUCGGGGUAUGGAAUAUCUCAGCAACAAGAACUUCAUCCACAGGGAUCUGGCUGCACGCAACUGCAUGUUAAAUGAAAACAUGAAUGUCUGUGUGGCUGACUUUGGGCUGUCCAAAAAAAUUUACAACGGAGAUUACUACCGACAAGGCCGGAUCUCAAAAAUGCCAGUGAAGUGGAUUGCAAUUGAAAGUCUAGCAGACAGAGUUUACACAACCAAAAGUGAUGUGUGGUCCUAUGGUGUCACCAUGUGGGAAAUUGCAACCCGUGGGCAAACUCCUUAUCCAGGUGUGGAAAACAGUGAGAUCUAUGACUAUCUCCGACAAGGCAAUAGACUCAAGCAGCCCCCAGACUGCCUGGACGCAUUGUAUGAGCUGAUGUACUAUUGCUGGCAACUGAACCCAAGAGAGCGGCCGACUUUUGAGAUCAUCUGCUGUCAACUGGAGAAGAUUGUGGAAGACCUGCCACCCUCCUCAGACCCAGAAGAGAUUCUUUAUGUCAACAUGGAAGAUGCUUAUGGGAGGUCAGACAGUUGCUGUGAACAGGGAGCAGUUGGAGGCAGUGAUCUUGAGGAGUGUUUGAAGGCAUCAUGCUCACAGUUCUCAAAGGCACCUGCGGUAACAUCAGUAGAUGUCCACCAGUCAAAUGCAGUCGAUCGCUAUGUGUUGUGUCCACCUCAUGAGACUAGCCGAUCAAUGGCAAUGGCAGCCUUAAGUGGCAAUUCACCUCCAUGUUUAGCGGCGGAGGACUUCGCCCUGGAAGAAAUGUGUGGGAGAGAGUGUAAAUGAGAGUUGUCUGUGUUACUUGCCACUUCACAUUUCCAGGAACUUUGCCUCAAAUAAUCACUCAAGUGAUCUCCAAGUAACACUGACUGUGUGAUAUUAUUAAAAGAAUGUGCAAUGUCACUUUGACCAUGAUAAUAUCAGAACAGUCCUGCAGUCAAGCCAAGUUUGCAAUUGGAAAAGUCCAUAAUCCCUCAUGCCAAUCUCUUGCAUGUCAUGAACUUCAGAACUUCUCUUGCUUCUCUUCUGUCACACUUUUCCUCCCUUUAUCUAGCAGCAUUGGAGGGAUACAGUGUCUAAAUAUCAUAUCACAGUGGCCUCAAUUCAAAAGCACUUGCGGCUGAUAUCAAAUACAUGUUCAUGCUUUAAUCAUGUUUGAUCAUGGCUCUCAUUGAUCUGAAAUGUAUAUGCUGAGAAGUGUACUCUUGAUUCCAGCCUCCCAGUGAAAAACAAAGUAAUGCAGGUGAAAGGCCAAAGGUCACCAGUUCAGGGGAUACGGGUUGCAAUGAAGUUACAUAAUCUCUGAAACAUGUUUUAACGCCACUGUAUCUAUGACAAUAGCAGAGGGAAUCUGAAAUAUUUGUGGAUUAUACGCAAACUUGUUGCCGGUUUUAAAAGGAAAAAAGUAAGUUCACUUCCAGAAUUUAACAUGUAAAUUUUUUUAAAUAAAAAAAUGGCAGGGAUAUGAUUAGAACGUUUUUCAAAUUCAUUCAUGGGAUGAGGGCAGCUUUAUUUUCUAUCCCUAAUUGCCCAGAGGGCAGUUAAGUCAACCACAUUGCAGCAGGUCUAAUGAAGUAAGAAUGGCAGUUUUUUUCCCCAAGGGUCAUUAGUGAGCCAGAUGGGUUGUUUCCGACAAUCUACAAUGUAUUUAUGGUUGUUUUGAUACUCCUAAUUUCAGAUUUUCUUACUGAAUCCAAAUUCCAAUAUCUGCCAUGACAGAAUUCAGACCUGAGUCCCCAGGUAAUGCGCAUUAACUGGAUCUCUGGAUUAACAGUCCAGCGAUAAUACCACUAGGCCAUUGCCUCCAUUGUGUCAAAAUUUAUCUGUAAUUUGAGCACCCUAGUGUAAAAUUAAGUUACUUUUCAACACCUGCUUUUCCUAGCCAGUUCAUUACCAUCUCUAGUUGAACUGAAUUAAACACAAAAUAUAUGAUUGCUCCCCAAUUUAUCACGGAGCAAGUCAAAUGCACCAAUGAGUUAAUUAAGCUUAUCACCUUCCUGAUUCCACCCACUAUUUUAAAUACAUUGCAAAUCUAAAUACAGCUGUCCUCUUUGUAUUAUUGGAACAUAUAUAAACAGGGCCAUUAUCUUUUGUAGGAUGUACUUUUUCAAUCAUCACAAAGAAUCAUUAAACAUUGCUUAGUGAUAAACAACAUGAGUAUAUGAUGUGGGUCAGCAUUUUGCAUCAUGUUCUGGGACCAACAAGUUUUGAGUGGACAGAUUCUGAGCCCUGUCAUCCAGCACAAGUGUCAGAGCUAAAAUUGGUACACUAGCUCUUUUGUUACGAGGACUAAAUUCUAGGAACACUAAGCCAAUGUCAAAAAUUAUUUUGGAUUUCUCUUGGCCUACGUAAUAGGUUAAUAAAUGUGCGCUGAAUUGUGGCUUUUUAUUAUGACUUUUGAGUGGAUACUUCUUCAAUAUUAGUUAGCUUCCUGCACUUCUUUUGCAAUCAUACGCUAACUUGGUUUGAGAAGGUCUGUACAUUUUAUUGAUGAGUGAUAAAUAAUAUGGCCUGAAUGCCAAACUGACUUUGUAAUGUAGCAGCAGAAAGGUUGGAAGCUUUGUCUUCCUGGGACUAUCGUGUAAUUCAGAUACAAUCACCUGGGAGUGCUUGUCGAGUUCUGAUUUUUUUCAAGAUCCAUCUCAGGGAUUACAGUGAAGCAGAAGCAACGAGUAAGUUUUUUUUUGUCAACCAAUGACAGCUUGUUGCAGUGUGAAGAAUUGACUGAGCCAUCCAGUCCAGCCAGUCAAGGUUUGCAAGGGUGAAGAACCUUGGUCUAUUUGUUUUAACAAGCAUAACAUAUUUGAAAUGUAUUGUUUACAGCAUUUUAUGGAGCAUUAAUUUCUAAAUGAACCUCAACCCAUGUACAACCUCUGGCAACUUCUAAUCUGAGCUGUAAAUUGUACAACAGCGAUCAUUAUGGGCAGUUGUGACACAGGAAUAGAGCACCUUGUUUCAGCCACUAAAUUGUAUGUCCAGCUAGUGCUGCACUGAAAGAUUUGUGAUGCUUAUGAUAGUAUCCCAGGAGGACUACACAUCAAAGGCUAAACUUUUGUGCUUAAAUUUAUCAUUUACCAUUUUACUCCUUUUUUAUAAUGCCUUGGUCUCCAAAAACUUAGUGCAGAGUGUCAUUGAUUUGACUGCACAGAGACAAUUUGUUAAAGUUAAAGAUAACACCUUCCUCAGUGUAAUAUACAAAAGAGGUCCACAAUGGGAAUCAUUCAUCGUGCAUAAUGCUUUGCACUCACUUUAGGUUAGACCUUCAGGCUGUUUGUGAAUUGAGCAUUAAUCUCCAGGAUUACUUCUAGUCUCAGCUGAACUGACUGUGCCAAUAUUAUCUGCUACUCAUUAAUUUGUUGAAAACAUCUUCACCAUCAGUGUAAAUCAACCUAAAAUAAAUUGUCUUGUUAAUGGUUGUGUAUAAAUCCCAAGAUUAAUUGCCAUGGUUAGCCCUAAUGAGAAUCCUAUUUGACCUCAAAUCAGCAACAACUUUCACAUCACCAUCACCUCACUGUUGGGAGCAUUACUUUGGAAGUUUUCAGGUUAUGGAUCCGGAAUGAACAGUGACUGCUCCCUAUUUGCAUCUCGAUCAGCAUGUUCAAGACUGUGUUCAUAGUAUUAAACAGGUAACUAAUGAAUCUGGUCAUUUUUACACUGUUGUCAGAAACAGUAAUGAGCAUGGAGGCUGGCAGGAAUUGAGGUAAAAAUCCAAAUUGUUCACUGAUAACCCUCAGGGAAGUGAAACCUCCUUGUGAGGUAUGUAUUGCAACCCCCUCAUUGUCCCAAGAAUGGGGCAUAUGUGAAGUGCUUCACAAUAUGUCUAAACAGCUUGAUUGAAAUGCUUGAUAACAAGGUGUAGAGCUGGACGUACACAGCAGGCCAAGCAGCAGCAGAGG
Messenger RNA from Stegostoma tigrinum, 6284 nucleotides. RefSeq names its product tyrosine-protein kinase receptor UFO. NCBI's taxonomy places the organism in Eukaryota, Metazoa, Chordata, Chondrichthyes, Orectolobiformes, Stegostomatidae. Gene Ontology annotation, biological process: phagocytosis; multicellular organism development; platelet activation. The record is from RefSeq and is a predicted model, not a curated record. Gene Ontology annotation, cellular component: signaling receptor complex. The transcript has 20 exons. Gene Ontology annotation, molecular function: protein binding; ATP binding; transmembrane receptor protein tyrosine kinase activity. Bases 481 to 3174 code for a protein of 897 amino acids.